This is a messenger RNA of Neurospora tetrasperma FGSC 2508, 2802 nucleotides long. RefSeq lists its product as uncharacterized. NCBI's taxonomy places the organism in Eukaryota, Fungi, Ascomycota, Sordariomycetes, Sordariales, Sordariaceae. Gene Ontology annotation, molecular function: protein binding. The record is from RefSeq and is a predicted model, not a curated record. Bases 1 to 2715 code for a protein of 904 amino acids. The transcript has a single exon.
AUGAGGGACCUGGGCCACGUCUGUCUGAGAUGUCGUGCUCAGCUCCUCGUCGCGACUCAAGCCGCCCGCCGUCCGGUAACUUCCCGCCAGCCACCAUCGCAGUCGCCAUCAUGUCGGUCCACCUACAGCUACACCACUGCAGCCCCCAAUAACGCCGCCCAAGCCCAUCAAGAGGUCGGAUCCCAUGCGCAGUCACAGCAACAGAGGCAGACGGCGACGCAACAUAGAAGGGAUGGAGCAUGGAAGGCACCUACUACCAAGAGCAGGUCCAACCGCAGCCAUGCUUCUGCUCAUCCGUCGGACAGCGACGGCGAGGGUUCUCAACUGGUAGCCAUGUUCAACGACAUAGUCCACGAUGUGCCUCGGCCAAGCGACAUCACCAUUUCCGAUAUUGAUCUGUUGGCCUUGGGGGGCCGCAUGGACGCCAAGAUCAAAGACAACAACUCGUCGUGCGCCGACGCUUUCAAGUUCUUCAAGAAAGAAAUCUACCCCUUGAUCAAGGCCAUCUCGGCAAUACCAACUCGCAAAAUCCCGAAACCCGUCUUGCGCUCCAUACACGACCUGCUGCUGCCUCGCAUUUUGAUCGAAAAGACGGGAAACGUCCACGCGCCCGAGCUCCCAUUGACGGCCCAUAUCACCGAAAUCAUGCUCGAACUCGAUGCCUUCGAUCCUAUAUACUGGUCGCCUCUCAUCAUUGAGAUGAUCGAGUCGGUCUACCGCAUCAACCCAUCUCCUGAUCGUUACACCAAAAUCAACGAGUACGAAAGUGCAAUGGCUCGCCGUGAUCUCGUCCUCUUCGAUCUGGCCGCAACGUGGAAACACUUUACCAAGCAUCGGUUGCCUCGCACCAUCGUAAAAGACCUCCGACCGGCGAGUGUGUCGAAAGCACAUGUGAAAGGGCACACUAAAGAGAAAUUCUCGGAAGGAUUCAGGGGCCUCGAACGUGUAAUGCACAACACGCUGGGCAGUCAUGGAAGUAGCGAGAAUGCGCUUCAUAUAUCGACCUGGGCUGCUUUUGGCUCAUAUACUUUACUUACCGAUCCCGUCAGGUGCUCACGUUUAGCUGCCAAAGAAGCAGGACCCUUUUUGGAGGUCAUGGGCAAGAUAUUGGCCGUGGUUACGACACUAAAACCUACCGACUUUGAUCCGGUUUUGAGACGAUACCCCAUGUUACACGCAUACAUCAAGACACAAACACACCUGGGUUCUUUUCUGACAAACACCCCAAACCGCUCUGCUCGGCAGGUACAUCCGAUACUUCAAAUCAAGGGGACCGUUGAACAGGCUAUACUCAAGAAAAACUUGGGACUGUUAUAUUCAGCUUGGCUUCAGCUUUGGGGUGAAGAAGAGGCACCAGAUCCGUCCAAGCUGCCGUCCUAUCGUGAAAACGCAAGGAUAUUUGAUAAAUUUAUAUAUGGCUUCAUGGCGUUGCGGCGGCCCCAAAUGUCCAUCGAUGUCUGGAACAAAAUGGAAAAGGCUGGCAUAAGCCCUACUAUUGAGACUUGGACCUCCAUGCUUCAAGGUGCUGUCAUGUCCCACAACGCUCGUGCUAUCAAGACCAUCUGGGACAGACUGAUAGCCUCCGAAACACAGCUGGAUUCGAUCGUGUGGACGGCGAGGAUAAGCGGGCUAAUCAAUAACGGAGCCGUUGCCGAGGGGCUUAAGGCGCUGGACGAGAUGGCCGACAAGUGGAAAAACCAAGUCAAGUACCCCAAGCAAGCCGUCAAGCCAACCAUCGAGCCCGUCAACGCCGCCGCCGUCGCCCUCAUCCGACUUGAGCGGGACGACCUCGCCGCCGACGUGCUCCGCUGGGCGGCCAAACAGGGCAUCCGCCCCAACAUUUACACCUUCAACACACUCCUGCAACGUCUGGUGCGCACCAACAAGGUUGACGAGACCGUCGCCCUCCUUGAGAGCAUGAAACAGGCCAAGAUCGAGCCCGACGGCGCCACCUUCACCAUCUUGCUUGAAAAGGCGCUCAAAAACCUGCACCGGCAGACGCCCGAGGAGAUCACAUCGACGGUCAGCGACGUGAUGCGCAUGAUGGAAAGUUCCGGCGUCAUGGAGAACAUGAUGGUCUACGCCAAGGCCAUCUACCUCUUGCUCCAAGAAGGCGACCGGGCCACGACAGCCGUCAACGCCGUGCUCGCGCACAUUUGGUCCCAAGGGCUCGAGCUCACGUCGCACAUCUACACCAUGCUCGCCGAGCACUAUUUCGGGCGCGACCCGCCCGACACCAAGGCCGUGACGGCCCUGAUCGACAACCGCCGCCUGCACCUGAACGAAAACAUUGACCACAUCUUUUGGGAGCGCGUCAUCAAGGGCUAUAGCCGGGCCAACGACGCCGUCAAGGCCGAGGAGAUCUUUUGGAAGGUGUUCAAUGCCGGCAUGACCGAGCUAACCAUGGACGCCAUGUUUGAGUUGCUGGCGGCCAUGAUGCGCCACCAGGGCAUGCUGGAGAGCGCGGCCAAGCUGGUGGCGGCGCUGAACCCCAUCAAGGUCGCCGUCACGCCCGAUCAGGUGCUGGCGAGCAGGGACGUGGAGGAGCCGGCGGAGCGGGAGGCGAGGCAUGCGCGGAUGAAGAAUGAGCGGUUCUGGAAGCACCGGUUCUGGCAUUUGGCGUACAAGGGCGGGUUGAUGUCGGAUGAUUUGCUGGAAGCGUUUGAGAAGGCGCAUGAGGAUCCGAGGGAGUGGGGGGUGGAAGGAGAUGAGUGAGUGAGUGGGCAGUGGUGUGUGGGGGUAUGUGUGUAUGUGUGUAAUGUUUACUGUGUAUGAUGUGUGUGUGUAUACAUAUUGUAUAAC